GGGCUGAGCGAGCGAGAGGGAGAGGGGGAGGAAGAGGAAGAGGAAGAGGGAGAGGGAGAGGGAGAGAGGAGCGUGCUGAAGAGGGUGUUGACAAGCAAGAGGCAAGCAUGUAUCCAAUCUGAGAAAGGAUGAGAGCUGCAGCCAGUGAGCCACUGAUUUGGAAAAUGAACAGCAGCAGCAGCGAAACGCUCAUUACAAAAAAACCACCCUAUGCUAAAACCCAAAUUCUCGUUACUUCUCUUUCCUACUCACGCCGCCCUUCACCUCCGUUUUGCUUCCAAUCUCCGCACAGCCCACCACCUGCCGCAAUCCAAAUGAAAAGCUUCACAAAACACCACCCCCUCCCCCUCCAAAUCCGUCGUCAUAAUCAUAAUCCCUUGCUUGAAAAGCUCGGCAAGAGGGUGAAGGACCUACCCGCUUCCCAGAUUCUGAAAGACGUUGAACAUUGGAGGGAAGACCUGUUCUGGGCUGUCAUUAGAUUUCUCAUACAACACUCCAGGCCUGAGGAGGUUCUUCAGGUGUUUGAUCUCUGGACGAAUACAACAGAAUAUUCACGUACUAAUGAAUACAACUAUGGGAAGAUUAUAGGGAUGUUGAGCGAAAGUGGUUUCGUGAAAGAAGCAGCAGGCGCGCUUGCAGAAAUGAAGAGACUCGGGGUACACCCUUCUUUGGAGAUCUACAAUUUUGUAAUUCAUGGUUUUGCCAUGAAAGGGAAAUUUGAUGAUGCUUCAUUUUUUUUCAAUGAGAUGGGGGAAGCUAAUUUGUCACCAAAUACCGAAACCUAUCAUGGACUCAUUCAAGCUUACGGGAUGUAUGAAAUGUAUGAUGAAAUUGGUAUGUGUCUGAAGAAGAUGGAAUCAUCAAAUCAGAGUUUCCCGGAUCACAUUAGUUAUAACUUGUUGAUUAGAGAAUUUGCAAGAGGUGGGUUGUUAAAAAGAAUGGAGAGAGUGUACCAAACACUGCUAUCAAAGCGGUUGGGUUUGCAAUCUUCUACGUUGGUUGCAAUGCUCGAAGUUUAUACUAGCUUUGGCUUGUUGGAAAAGAUGGAAAAAGUUUAUAGGAGAAUUUUGAACUCGAGAAUGCAUUUGAAAGAAGAUUUAAUUAGACGAUUGGCCAGAGCUUAUAUUAAAAACUAUAUGUUUUCAAGAUUGGAUUAUUUGGGACUUGAUCUCUUUGUGACUAAUGGUAAAACUGAUCUUGUUUGGUGUCUGCGCCUCCUUUGCCAUGCUUGUCUCUCGAGUAGAAAAGGCAUGGAUUCUAUUAUAUGGCAGAUGGAAGCAGCAAAAGUUCCAUGGAACAUAUCAAUUGCAAACACUAUUCUGCUAGCAUACUUGAAAAUAAAAGAUUUUAAGCACUUGAGAAUCUUAAUCUCUGAUCUACCAAUUCGAGGUGUGAAACCUGAUAUCGUAACUGUCGGAAUUAUUUAUGAUGCGAGUAUGAUAGGGUUUGACGGAACUGCGUCUUUAAAUGCGUGGAGAAGGAUGGGUUUUCUUGAUGAAGUUGUGGAAAUGAACACUGAUCCUCUGGUUCUCUCUGCAUUUGGAAAGGGUCAUUUCCUUGUAAGUUGCGAGGAGAUGUACUGCUCCCUUGAAGCUGAAGCUCGGAAAAGAAUUUGGACUUACCAGAUGCUUAUCAAUUUGGUGUUUAAACUCAUUGAAAAACAGCCUUCUGUUAGGGGACAGAACUUGAAGUUUAGAUAAAGUAUUAAACAUCCUGACCGCAAGGAUUUCCACAAAAAGGCCCAUAUGCAAAGGAGUUGGAUGUUACGUUUGGUGGUACUGCAAACUACGGGAAAGCAUUUAUGGGCAACCUCUCAAAGGACAUAAGGGAACACAUCAUUCAUUUCUGAAGAUUCUAUGCAUGUUGAGCUGGAGGAGGAAAUUGCUACUGAAAGAGUUAAGUGUCGAGGUGACGAUGCAAGAAUAGUGUCCAUUCAAGUGUGUGAAGAAAGGGUGGAUCCAGUUGGUAACACAGGGGGAAAGAAGCGUAAAGAGAGUACUAUAGAUGGAGUUGAAAGGAGUAUCCAAGAGAUUUGUGAUGUUUUAAGGAUUUUCAAACAAUUGUUGGCAAUGGAUUUCAGACCAUUAUUAGUAAACUAUGAUUGAUUUGAGCUUGAUUUGAGCUUUUAUAUCUUCAUUUUACAUAAUAAUUUUGUCAA
Messenger RNA from Malania oleifera, 2158 nucleotides. RefSeq names its product pentatricopeptide repeat-containing protein At4g14190, chloroplastic. Gene Ontology annotation, molecular function: protein binding. The record is from RefSeq and is a predicted model, not a curated record. NCBI's taxonomy places the organism in Eukaryota, Viridiplantae, Streptophyta, Magnoliopsida, Santalales, Ximeniaceae. Bases 129 to 1700 code for a protein of 523 amino acids. The transcript has 3 exons.